AGCGCGCUUGCGCAAAGGAGAGUAACUGCCGGUUGGUGGCUGCUGCUCCGCAGUGGAGAGCGCGACGGGUAGGGACUGGGAGCCGGUGUCGGCAGCCGAGACCGCUGCAGCGACAGGCCCGCGGGGAUCGGAAGGCACCGGGCGCAGUUAUGUCUGUGGUCGGCAUCGACUUGGGCUUCCUCAACUGCUAUGUCGCGGUGGCGCGGAGCGGCGGCAUCGAGACCAUCGCCAAUGAGUACAGCGACCGCUGCACCCCAGCUUGUAUAUCUCUAGGAUCCAAAACCCGGGCCAUAGGAAAUGCAGCAAAAAGCCAGAUUGUCACAAAUGUAAAGAAUACAUUACAUGGCUUCAAAAAAAUGCAUGGAAGAGCAUUUGAUGAUCCCUACAUACAAGGUGAAAGAGUCAAACUUCCCUAUGAACUUCAAAAGAUGCCAAAUGGGAGUGUAGGUCUGAAGGUGCGAUACCUAGAUGAAGAGAGACCAUUUGCAAUUGAACAGGUUACAGGAAUGCUUUUGGCCAAGCUUAAAGAGACUUCAGAAAGCGCACUAAAAAAACCAGUGGCAGACUGUGUGAUUUCAGUCCCUAGUUUCUUCACUGAUGCUGAGAGAAGGUCUGUAAUAGCAGCUGCGCAGGUUGCAGGUUUAAACUGUCUGAGGCUGAUGAAUGAAACUACAGCAGGUAAAUUAGCUUAUGGAAUUUAUAAGCAAGAUCUACCAGCCUUGGAGGAGAAACCAAGAAAUAUAGUCUUUGUAGAUAUGGGCCAUUCUGCAUACCAAGUUUCAGUUUGUGCUUUUAACAAAGGAAAACUGAAGAUCUUGGCUACUGCUUUUGACCCUUUUUUGGGUGGCAGAAACUUUGACGAGGCUUUAGUAGAUUACUUCUGUGGGGAAUUCAGGACAAAAUAUAAACUGAACGUGAAAGAGAAUGCUCGGGCACUGCUGCGCUUGUAUCAGGAAAGUGAAAAACUGAAGAAACUUAUGAGUGCAAACGCUUCUGACCUCCCACUCAACAUUGAGUGCUUCAUGGAUGACCUUGAUGUCUCCAGUAAGAUGAACAGAGCUCAGUUUGAACAGUUAUGUGCUCCUCUCCUAGCUAAAGUGGAACCUCCUCUAAGAACAGUAAUGGAUCAAGCUAAACUACAGCGUGAAGACAUAAGCAGUAUAGAAAUUGUAGGUGGAGCCACUAGAAUCCCAGCAGUGAAGGAACAAAUAACUAGGUUCUUUGGUAAAGAUAUAAGCACUACGCUGAAUGCAGAUGAAGCUGUCGCAAGAGGUUGCGCAUUACAGUGUGCAAUUCUCUCCCCAGCAUUUAAAGUGCGUGAGUUUUCGAUCACCGAUGUUAUUCCUUAUUCAAUAACUCUAAGAUGGAAGUCCUCUUAUGAGGAAGGAACUGGGGAAUGUGAAGUUUUCAGUAAGAACCAUGCUGCUCCAUUUUCAAAAGUUAUUACUUUCCACAAGAAGGAACCUUUUGAUCUGGAAGCAUAUUAUACCCAUCCAAAUGAAAUACCUUAUCCUGAACCCAGAAUAGGGCGUUUCGCUAUUCAGAAUGUUGGUCCUCAGUAUGACGGUGACAAUUCCAAAGUAAAGGUUAAAGUACGUGUCAAUGUACAUGGAAUCUUCAGUGUGGCUAAUGCAUCAGUAAUAGAGAAGCAAAAUGUGGAAGGAGAUCACAGUGAUGUACCUAUGGACACAGGAUUAUCAUGUAAGAAUCAAGGCAAAGAUGAUGAGCUGGAUAAAAUGCAGGUUGACCAAGAGGAAGGUAAUCACAAAAGCCAGGCAGAACAGCCAAGCCAAGCAGAUGAGGAAAGUGAACAACAUGGAGGAACUGAAACAAAGACUGCUUCAGGAGACAAGCCAGAUCAUCUGGCUCAGCCUGUUAAAGCUAAAGCGAAGAUCAAAAGUAUUGAACUACCUAUCCAGGCUAGUCUGUAUAAACAGUUGGGGCAGGACCUUAUCAAUAGCUACAUAGAAAAUGAGGGGAAGAUGAUGAUGCAAGACAAGCUAGAGAAAGAAAGAAAUGAUGCUAAGAAUGCUGUUGAAGAGUAUGUGUAUGAUUUCAGAGACAAGCUGUAUGGUGUCUUCGAAAAAUUCGUCACCGAGGAAGAGUCCAGUAAACUGACCUUAAUGUUGGAAGAUACAGAAAACUGGCUUUAUGAAGAUGGGGAGGACCAACCAAAACAAGUAUAUAUGGACAAACUUCAGGAAUUAAGAAAAUUUGGUCAGAAAAAGAAUUCAGUACCAAGAUCAUAUGUGAUCGAGACUGACAGUGGAGAGUUCAGCAUAACCCAUCAACGUCUGCAGUUUGUUCCUCAGAAAGAACAAUCAACAGAGAAAACCUUACAGAUGGUGGAUGCAGAAGAUGACUCAAAAAUUCCAAACCAACCACAGCCACUCAUUGCAACUAAUGGACAGACAGAUGACAAAGUAGUUACGCCUUUGAGUCACAUAAUUUAG
Molecule: messenger RNA, 2453 nt
Organism: Chrysemys picta bellii (western painted turtle)
Lineage: Eukaryota; Metazoa; Chordata; Testudines; Emydidae
Source: RefSeq, a predicted model, not a curated record